This is a messenger RNA of Aspergillus neoniger CBS 115656, 954 nucleotides long. RefSeq names its product short-chain dehydrogenase. The coding region runs from base 1 to 954 and encodes 317 amino acids. NCBI's taxonomy places the organism in Eukaryota, Fungi, Ascomycota, Eurotiomycetes, Eurotiales, Aspergillaceae. The record is from RefSeq and is a predicted model, not a curated record. The transcript is spliced from 2 exons.
AUGUCUUCCAAAUACGCUGCAGCCCACCAGUCCCCUCAAGGACCCGGUGACGCCCGCCCAACCGCUCUCCAAAUCAUCAAAGACCAAAACCUCGAAGACAAGCUCUCCGACAAAACCAUCCUAAUCACCGGCUGCUCCUCCGGACUAGGUGUCGAGACCGCGCGCGCACUCCACAUCACCGGUGCAACCCUCUACCUAACCGUCCGCGAUGUCAAAAAGGCAGAGGCCAAUCUCGGCGACUUAGCCAAGAGCCCUCGAGUCCAUUUUCUUCACUUGGAACUGAACACCCUGGACUCCCUCAACAUCCUCAUCGAGAAUGCUGGCGUCAUGGCGUGCCCGGAAGGCCGAACAAUAGACGGCUUUGAGACUCAAAUCGGCAGCAACCACCUCGCGCACUUCCUUCUCUUUUACCUUCUGAAGCCCACCCUGCUGGCUUCGUCAACACCCGAAUUUAACUCCCGUGUCGUGAUCCUUUCCUCCGCCGCUCACAGAAUUUCAAGCGUCCACCUCGACAACCUCAGUCUCGAGGGCGAAUACGAGCCCUGGAAGGCAUACGGCCAGAGCAAGACUGCAGGGAUCUGGGUCGCUAACGAGAUUGAGAGACAGUACGGUGCUCAGGGCCUUCAUGCUUUUAGUUUGCAUCCGGGUGGCAUCAAUACGGAUCUCCAGCGCCAUACUUCGCAGGAGCAGCAGACAGCUUGGAGUCAAGAUGAAACACUGAUAAAGAUUUUCAAGAGUCCGCAACAGGGUGCUGCCACGACUGUGCUGGCGGCUGUCGCCAAGGAACUUGAGGGCCAGGGAGGGAAGUACUUGGAGGACUGUCAGAUUUCUGAGCCAUAUGACCCUAGUAAUGGUCUCUGGGGUCCGGGGUAUGCUUCUUGGGCGUAUGAUGUGGACGGAGAGAGGAAGUUCUGGAAGUUGAGCUUGGAGUUGGUCGGCCUGAAAGAUGAGUAA